This is a messenger RNA of Oryza sativa Japonica Group (Japanese rice), 2311 nucleotides long. Its product is annotated as inactive TPR repeat-containing thioredoxin TTL3. Gene Ontology annotation, molecular function: protein binding. The record is from RefSeq and is a predicted model, not a curated record. Lineage: Eukaryota; Viridiplantae; Streptophyta; Magnoliopsida; Poales; Poaceae. Gene Ontology annotation, cellular component: cytoplasm.
CAAAAAUAUUCCCACCCCAACCUCGCAACCCCGCCGUUCGUUGCCAGCCAGGAGCCAACGCCCGCGCUCCCUCGUCCUCGUCGUGACCCCCUUCCCCGCCUCCCGGUGCGCGCGCUCGCCACGACGCGGCACGACACAACGGCCGGAGCGGGCGCGCGGCCGCGGACGUCGCCGGUCGCCAUGACGGAGUCGCGCCGCCCGCCGUCCGGCUGCGCGAUGUUCGGCAUCUACAGCGGCAUGUUCCGGCGACGCCGGUCAAACUCCAUGUCCUCCAUCGCCCGCAUCAACGGGGUCCCACCCGCCACCGCCGAGCACGAGCACGAGGCCGAGGCCAAGGCGGCCUCCGCGCCGGCGAACCAGGCGCACCGGAAGGGCGGCGGCGUCCACGACGACUCGUCCCUCGCGCACCGCCCGGCCAAGCCGCUCCCAGGGACGAACAACGGCGCGCAGCGUGCCCAUGCACCGGCAAGCGACAGGGCCGUACACGCGACGAAGGCGGCGAACGGCGGGGCGAGGAAUGCGGCGUCGGCGGCACCGGCCGCGGAGUACACCGGGAUGGCAGCGGAGCUCGACAAGAUGAUCCUCGAUCACCAGAGGGUCAAGGGCACCACGCAGCUGGUGCGCGCAACCUCCGGCAACAUGAUGCUCCACCGCAACCUCGGCAACCUCAAUGCCGGCGUCCCCGGCGCGUCGGCGCGGAGCUCGCUGGAACGCAACCCCGCCAACAAGCCGGCGAACGAGCGGAAGGCCACCAACGGGUACGCGUUCUCCGGCCUCGGGAACAUCGUCAAGGAGCCGAGGGCGCCGCCGGCGUCGUCCGAGCUGUGCCGCGCGCUGUCGCACCGGACGGACCCCGAGAAGCUCAAGGAGAUGGGCAACGAGGAGUACCGGGAGGGGCAUUACGCGGAGGCGGUGGCGCUCUACGACCAGGCCAUCAUGGUGGAUCCAACGCGGCCGGCGUACUGGAGCAACAAGGCCGCCGCGCUCGCCGCGCUCGGCCGCCUCAUCGAGGCCGUCGGCGACUGCAGGGAGGCUGUCCGGAUCGACCCGUCGUACGGCCGCGCGCACCACCGCCUCGGCGGGCUGUAUCUCAGAUUAGGAGAACCUGACAAGGCAAUCCACCACUUCAAGCAAUCGGCGAACGACUCGACGGGCGCGGACGUGUCGCGCGCACAGUCGGUCAAGAGCCGCGUCGCCAAGUGCGGCGACGCGCGCAAGCUGAGGAACUGGAUCACGGUGCUGCAGGAAUCGCAGGCCGCCGUCGCCGACGGCGCCGACUGCGCCCCACAGGUCAUGGCGUUGCAAGCCGAGGCCCUGGUGAAGCUGAGCCGGCACGACGAGGCCGACGCUGUGCUGGGCGGCGCGCCGCGGUUCGGCGUCGACGAAUCGACCAAGUUCUUCGGCACCGUCGCCCAUGCCUACGUCCUCAUGAUCCGUGCUCAGGUCGACAUGGCUGCUGGGAGGUUUGAGGACGCGGUGGCGACGGCGCAGACGGCGUGCCAGCUCGACCCGAGCAACCGGGAGAUCGCGAACGUGCACCGGCGGGCCAAGGUGGUGGCGUCGGCGAGGCUGCGCGGGAACGACCUCUUCAAGGCGUCCAGGUUCGCCGAGGCGUGCGCCGCCUACUGCGAGGGCCUCGACAGGGAGACCGGCAACGCCGUGCUGCUCUGCAACCGCGCCGCGUGCCACGCGAGGCUCGCGCGGUACGAGAAGGCCGUCGAGGACUGCAACGGCGCGCUCGCCAUGCGGCCGGCGUACAGCAAGGCGCGCCUCAGGAGGGCCGACUGCAACGUCAAGCUGGAGAGAUGGGAAGCGUCGUUGCGAGAUUACCAGGUGCUGAUCCAAGAACUCCCGGAGAACGAGGACAUGAAGAAGGCGCUGUCCGAGGUCGAAGCCAAGCUCCGGAGCCAGAGGAAUGGGGGCAUUGCAAGCAGAUCACAACAGUGACGCCAUGCUUCUUUAAUCUGUCGGCUACCCGAAAUCAACUGCAAGAUCUGAAGAGGACAAGACUUUGGACAAAACAAUGCAGCACGCACCAUUGCGCGGUUUGUUAGUGUCAAGUCAGUAUGAUUCUUUUUUUGUGCACUAUACGCCAAAUUACAAGAGAAUUGAGAGUAAUGAAACUGUACAUAAUACUUGCUGCACCGAGAAGUAUAGCUAGUUAAUUUGAAUGUGGGUUGGCAGUGAUAGCAACCAUGAAAGUUUCUGAAGAUUUAAGUUUGCCUCACACAAAAAACAUACUGGGUUGUACUUUGUACUACAAAACUAAUAUCCAUCCCAAACAGAAAAUGAGUGAGUAUCCAUUUGAGCA